Messenger RNA from Populus trichocarpa (black cottonwood), 747 nucleotides. Its product is annotated as ferredoxin--nitrite reductase, chloroplastic. Gene Ontology annotation, molecular function: oxidoreductase activity. NCBI's taxonomy places the organism in Eukaryota, Viridiplantae, Streptophyta, Magnoliopsida, Malpighiales, Salicaceae. The record is from RefSeq and is a predicted model, not a curated record.
AUGUCAUCGCUUUCAGUUCGUUUUCUUACACCACCUUUGUCACACGCAACUCCAAGCUCCUCUGCAAGACAAAGACUCUUCGCUGGACCCCCCACAGUGGCUCAGCCAGUGGAUGCAGGGAGGUUGGAACCAAGAGUGGAUGAGAGGGAUGGAUACUAUGUGUUGAAAGAGAAGUUUAGACAAGGGAUUAAUCCUCAAGAGAAAGUGAAGAUAAAGACAGAGCCAAUGAAGCUUUUCAUGGAAAAUGGGAUUGAGGAGCUAGCUAAGUUGUCGAUGGAAGAGAUUGACAAAGAGAAGAGCAGUAAAGAUGAUAUUGAUGUUAGACUCAAGUGGCUUGGUCUCCUUCACAGAAGGAAGCAUCGACAUUGUAGAUUUAUGAUCAGAUUGAAGUUACCAAAUGGGGUAACAACAAGUGCACAAACAAGAUACCUGGCGAGUGUGAUAAGGAAAUAUGGGAAAGAUGGUUGGGCAGAUGUGACAACUAGACAAAACUGGCAAAUCCGUGGCGUGUUGCCUGAUGUGCCAGAAAUACUAAAGAGUCUUGCAGAAGUUGGCUUGACAGGUCUGCAGAGUGGCAUGGACAACGUUAGAAACCCUGUGGGGAAUCCUCUUGCUGGGAUUGAUCCAGAUGAGAUUGUUGAUACCGGGCCUUAUACCAACUUGCUGUCUCAAUUUAUCACCUCCAAUUCUCGUGGCAAUCCUGCUUUCACUAACUUGGAAGUUUCCUCACUUCUAUAUUAAUGUGAU